AUGGACGACGAAGGCCCUAAAUGGCGUCUUGAACAGGCGAGUACUGGCCGCGCAACCUGUAGUCAAGCCGCCUGCAAGCGCAGCCAGAUCAAGAUCGCGAAAGGAGAGCUGCGUAUCGGUACUCACACGCUGUUUGAGCCAGAGGCUAGAUGGUACAUGGCCUGGCGUCACUGGGGCUGUGCAACCAAGCAUCAGAUCGCGGGAUUGAAGGAGACCACCGGCAACGACCCGACAAAGGCACCCGGCUACGACCGACUCAGCCCAGAGAGCCAAGAACAAGUACGCCUAGCCUUUGAGGGUCAGCCUGUCGACAAGAACUUCAAGGGCAUCCGAGAAGACCUGGCCAAGGACGCUCAGCGAUACGCCAAAGAGUACACUGAUGUCAGCUUCUACAAGGUCGACGUUGCUGGUCGUGCGUGCGCUUGCCGUGGCAGCGACUGCCUGUCUAAGAACGUGAAGAUCACCAAAGGCGAGCUGAGGCUUGGUCUAUCUGUACCGUUCGACGGCGAGCACGAGAGCAUGGUCUACAAGCACUGGCAGUGCAUGUCAGCGUUCGACUUGGAAGAAGUGGUUCGCCGAGCCAGUGAAGACAUGUUCGAUGGCCGUGACUCCCUUUCCACAGAGUUUGAGGAAGUCGUGACCGAGACCCUCGAGACAGGCAAGGUCGUUAAGCCACCAGCGCCCAAGAUCGAGUCGCGUGCGAAACCAAAGAAGACCCAGACUCAGAAGAAGAGGGCCAAAGAUGAGGCAGAAGAAGACGCCGCAGAGGCCGCAGAGACCAAAGUCAAGGCAGAGGAUCCGGAACACGAGGUGGAAGCACAGCCGAACGUCGCCUAUCCGCCCUCGCCUCCGCUCGAGAUGGAGAAGGCAUCAAACACCACCAAGGUCGGAGGAGGAGUAGAUGCUCAUGAGCCGACUGAGGAUGAUUCGGCCGUCGGUGUCAAGAUGGAAGAAGCAGGAGUUGACGAUGCGGUCAAAGCUAAAGAUUCAGCAGCAGCUCCAAAGCCUAAAGCCAAGAAGACGCGAGCGAAGAAGCGUGCUGUUCGAGAAGUGGACGCAAGCGAGGGUGAGCCCGAAUACAUCCCUAAGAAGUCGAGGAGCCGUUCCACCCCGUUCGCAGCCACGAUGCCCGGCAAAAUCAUACCCGUCACCUCCGCUUCGCACUUCUCCCAACUUCUGUCGCAAUCCAAAUACACUAUCGUCGACUUCUACGCGGACUGGUGCGGACCAUGCAAGGCAAUCGCGCCAGUCUUCCAGGGCUUGGCAGAGAAAGAGACCAAGCCAGGCAAGAUGCAAUUCGUCAAGGUGGACGUGGAUAGCCAACAGGAAGUUGCAAAGAAGUACGGCGUCAGCGCUAUGCCAACCUUCCUCGUCAUCAAAUCCACCUCCGUCGUCGAAACCAUCCGCGGUGCAAACCCCGCAGCCCUCACAGCCGCCGUCCGUAAAGCCGCAAACGAUACCUCUGGCCCCGGUGCCGCCUCCGCUGUCUUCUCGACCAAAGGCCGCACACUUGGCUCCGCUUCAGAACCCAGUCGGCCGGUUGGCGAAAGCCCGUUCGCCGGCCUACAAAGGAUGCUGACUGGCAAUGGUGGACUGAGCGAUACGCUGGUCAGGUUUGCAGCGCUGUACUUUGUCAGCCUGUUUGCGUUUGACUCUUUCAAGGCCGCGGAGGAGAGUCUACAGAUGAUGGACCCUUCUUCCGGCUUCACGCCCAAAAGCGCCCUUGCCAGCUGGACACAUGCCCAACUUUCACAGAACUACCGCGAGCUUUACGCAGAGUACGACAAGUACGCACAGCUCGCCGCGCAGUUCGACGGCCCCAGAUUACCCUUCGGACGAGAGCGCGCGCUUCACAACCUAGUCAAUGCACGAGCGAAGGUGGAGCAUGAUAUCAAAAGACUUAAGAAGGCGUACCAAGAAGAAUGGAUGAAAUCAGCCUGUCAGAAUCUCGAUGCGAAGCUCCGUGAGGCACUCGAACAAAGUCGAGACACACUGGCAGCUGUCUUGGAUGAAGAUCGCCGUCCUCCGCCUGACAAGCUCAUGAAGGAGAAGGCAGAGCUGCAGAACGAGAAGAGUAACCUACUGUUGCAGUUACGAGAGUUGUUGUACAGAUAUAAAGAGCUGCUGGAGAAGCAGAAGAAAGGGGAGAAUGAUUGCAAUGUCAGCAAUGUGCAAGAGGUGGAAGGCGAGAGAGACUUGCUUCGAGAAGACCUCGACAUUGCUCGGGCGGAGUGUGAGAAGUUGAGACAGGAAGUAAAAUACCUUCAGGAGGUAUUUGGGGUAAAGGAUUAG
Messenger RNA from Alternaria triticimaculans, 2292 nucleotides. RefSeq lists its product as uncharacterized. Lineage: Eukaryota; Fungi; Ascomycota; Dothideomycetes; Pleosporales; Pleosporaceae. Gene Ontology annotation, molecular function: DNA binding; zinc ion binding. The transcript has 6 exons. Bases 1 to 2292 code for a protein of 763 amino acids. The record is from RefSeq and is a predicted model, not a curated record.